UACGAAAAUGGAGAAUAUGUUAGGUCUUCUAAGACUUCAUGUGAUUAGAGGUGUUAAUCUCGCCAUUAGAGAUUCCUCAAGUAGCGAUCCUUACGUCAUUGUUCGUAUGGGGAAACAGAAGCUACGAACCCGUGUGAUGAAAAAGAAUUUGAAUCCAGAAUGGAACGAAGACUUGACACUUUCUGUUACUGAUCCUAUUCUUCCUGUCAAGAUCAUGGUUUACGAUAGGGACUGGUUCUCAAGGGAUGAUAAGAUGGGAGAUGCGUUUUUUCACAUUGAUCCGUUUCUUGAAGCCAUCAGAAUCCAAAAUCAGCUCGGAGGACUUCCCGAUGGAACCGUAAUAAUGAAGAUACAAGCAAGCAGACAGAACUGUUUAUCAGAAGAGAGCAAGAUUGUGUGGCACAAAGGAAAGAUUGUCCAGAAUAUGUUCCUUAGACUCCAGAAUGUUGAAUGCGGGGAGGUCGAGCUGCAGCUUGAGUGGAUCGAUGUCUCGGACGUUUUAUGUGUAUAGGAUGAUGAGGACGUUGGUUACUAGAACGAUUUUUAUAUUUCAAUAUGUUUUAUUGGUAAGUAUAUAUACUAGUUAUGAGAUCCGAAGGAGAGACUACUUUCCAUAAACCAGGAUUCGCAUCUUGUUUGGGAGAGGGAAUGGUCCCAACAAGGAGAGGGAAUGGUCC
Molecule: messenger RNA, 677 nt
Organism: Thlaspi arvense
Lineage: Eukaryota; Viridiplantae; Streptophyta; Magnoliopsida; Brassicales; Brassicaceae
Source: the annotation of a GenBank genome assembly